Humulus lupulus (European hop) is the source of this 402-nucleotide messenger RNA. RefSeq names its product phloretin 4'-O-glucosyltransferase-like. Lineage: Eukaryota; Viridiplantae; Streptophyta; Magnoliopsida; Rosales; Cannabaceae. The coding region runs from base 1 to 402 and encodes 133 amino acids. The record is from RefSeq and is a predicted model, not a curated record. The transcript has 2 exons.
AUGAGGCUGAUCGGAAUCGGACCCUUCAUGAUGAGUUCAUCGUCCGAAUUCUCGAACGAAAAAGACAGUACUACUGCUGAUGUUACCAGGCAUCAAAACGACCACGUCGACUACAUGGAGUGGCUUAACUCGAAGGAGAAAACGACAGUAGUUUACGUGAGUUUUUGGAGAUACUCAGUCUUGUCAAAGGCUCAAAUGGAGGAAAUGGCAAACGGGUUGUUGGAUUUUGGGCAUCCUUUUCUUUGGGUCAUUAGAGAAAAAGUGAAAAACGACAGUGAAAAAGGACAAAACGACAUAGGUCGUGAUGACGAGGAAUUUAGUUGUAGAGAAGAGUUAGAAAAGCUUGGAAUGAUAGUUCCAUGGUGUUCACAAGUGGAGGGUGGCUUUUCCUCAGUGGGUUGA